This is a messenger RNA of Rhipicephalus sanguineus (brown dog tick), 1932 nucleotides long. Its product is annotated as negative elongation factor D. The coding region runs from base 89 to 1870 and encodes 593 amino acids. Gene Ontology annotation, biological process: negative regulation of transcription elongation by RNA polymerase II. Gene Ontology annotation, molecular function: RNA binding. The record is from RefSeq and is a predicted model, not a curated record. The transcript is spliced from 5 exons. Gene Ontology annotation, cellular component: NELF complex; nucleus. NCBI's taxonomy places the organism in Eukaryota, Metazoa, Arthropoda, Arachnida, Ixodida, Ixodidae.
AACUUGCAGCUAGAUGUUUGUUUUGGUUGCGAGGUUGAUUAGUUUAGCCGCGUUAAAAGGUCGUUAGUGUAUUCUAUCCUACGAGAAGAUGGAGGAAUUCGACGAGGAAAGGACGUGGGAGGAAGGCGAUGCCGAUUCGCCUCUGGGCGAAGACCAGGAGGCCCUCGUGGAAGGGAUUCAACAGGAGUGCAUCGAGAAGUUCAGCAGUCUGGACUUCAUCAUGGAGCCCGGCAUAUUUGCCCAGCUGAAGCGUUACUUCCAGGCGGGCGGCAACCCGGAGCAAGUUGUAGACCUGCUGCUCGAGAACUACCAGGCGGUUGCCCAGACGGCGAACCUUCUGGCCGAAUGGCUCAUCAUGGCAGGGAUGAAGAUCACCGAGGUUCAGGGCCUGGUGGAGGACCACCUGAAGCAGAUGAUACUGAAGCACUUUGACCCCAAAAAGGCCGACUCCAUCUUCAACGACGAGGGUGAGACGCCCGCCUGGCUGACUGAGAUGAUUGAGCACCCCACCUGGCGUUCGCUCAUUUACAAGCUGGCCGAGGAGUACCCCGACUGCCUCAUGCUCAACUUCACCAUCAAGCUCAUCUCGGAUGCUGGAUUCCAGGCAGAAAUUACGUCCAUCUCAACAGCCUCACAGCAGCUGGAGGUGUUCUCACGUGUGCUACGAGCUGCCACUGAUAACUUCCUCGAAGGCGGCGAGGAGCGCAUGAGCCAGAAUCUGUCCGAGCUGACGCGCAUGGUUUGCCAUGGCGAGCACACCUACCUGUACAGCCAGUCCGUGCUGCACACCCUUGCACAGGAGCCCCGUGGUGGUUCAAACGUCAAGCGGCUGGCGCAAGAGAUCAGUCGGUACGCGCAGCGCACAGGUCACGACCCGACGCCCAUCACGAUGGCAUUGAACGGCGCAGCGGCCUACCCGCGUGCCUGCCAGGCCCUGUCGGCGAUGCUGUCGCGCGACGCGCUGAACCCAGCCGACGUGACGGUGCUGCACAAGAUGUACCAGACGCCCGACCCGCCGCCCGUCGAGCUGCUGCGCGAGCCCCACUUCCUGGACCUGCUUCUGGAUGCCCUGUUCCGGCCGGGUUCGCGGCUCAAUCCCGAGCAUCGACCCAAGUACGUGUACCUGCUCGCGUACGCGGGCAGCGUGUACGAGACGCGCCGCAAGGGGGUGCGCAAGUCCCUAAACAGAGACGAGCUGCGUGCCACGCAGCAGGCGGUGGAGAAGGUGCACAUGUUGUGCCAGGAGCGUCGCGGCUCGUCGGAACUGGUGCCCGAGCUCGGGGCGCUGUUCCAGGCAAUGCGGUAUCCCGUGGUGGCUCUUGGAGUGGUACACUGGGUGGAACACACCGUGUCCGACCCUUCCUACUUCAAGUUGAGCACCGAGCACACGCCGCUACACCUGGCGUUGCUCGACGAGGUGGUCGUCUGCCACACUACCCUGCACCAGAAGGUGCUGGACCUUCUGGUGCGACUCUUCGAGUCCCCACCGCAUGAGGAGCUGGACGUGCUGGUUCAGCUGGAGCGGCGCAAGAUGCUCUUGGAUCGAAUGGUGCACCUGCUGAGUCGCGGGUGUGUCGUGCCGGUCGUCAGCUACGUUCGGGCCUGCUGGGAGCGGCAGGACACCGACGUGUCCCUCAUUCGUUACUUCGUCACCGAGGUGCUAGACGUCAUCGCACCUCCGUACACGCCCGAGUUCGUCCAGCUGUUCCUUCCCUUGGCCGAAAGCGAGGAAAUCACGGGUGGGCUGCGCGGUGCGGCCGCGACCGCAGAAAGCAGCGGCGCUUCGGGCGGUGGGGGUGGCAGUGGUGAGGGAGACGCAGUCUCCGAGUUUGUGGUGCACUGCAAGGCAAACUACAUUGUCAUGAGUUGAGCAGUGCUGUUCUUCUGUGCAGGUACCUCCCGUAUAGACUCGUGUAAGAGCUGCAUCCUUAU